This is a messenger RNA of Coccidioides posadasii C735 delta SOWgp, 3658 nucleotides long. RefSeq lists its product as uncharacterized. Lineage: Eukaryota; Fungi; Ascomycota; Eurotiomycetes; Onygenales; Onygenaceae. Gene Ontology annotation, cellular component: prospore membrane. The record is from RefSeq and is a predicted model, not a curated record. Gene Ontology annotation, biological process: protein localization to prospore membrane.
CACGAGGAUUCUGUUGAUAUAUAUAUUUCUGACAAUUGUGCCACUUACACAAGUCCAACCCUACUUUAAGUCCAAAGGCUUUCUGCGGAACCCCCCCAACCAUGUGAAAUGAGUGGAGAGCGGCCUUGUGAGCAGCCAGUGCCAACUUGCUGGCGACGCUUCCCACGGGAAGAAUAUCACAGCCUAGAUUCAGAGUCAUACACUGCACAAAGAUUGCAACAUGCCUCCCCUGAGCAUUUGCAUGUCACCAGUCGUCGGCUAUUCAUCGGCCCUCUCCCGAAAGGAUGGUUGUCCAGCCAUCGUAAGUCGUGGUAUAAAUCAUGGCUUGGGCUCAAGGAUUACUCCUCUCGGACAGCGACCUUCUCUGCGGAUAUAAAUCUUGCCCAUCAACGUCAGUUAACGGGGCUGUUUGGACCUUCUACCGCGGCAAUGUACAGACAAAGCUUUCCUCAACCGGAAGACGUUGAUGAGGAAGCUGAAGAAGAGGAGUUGGUAGCGACUGGAGCCACGGUCGAACCCGCUGCCAUAACCACUGCUGAUACCGCACACGAAACGCCCUAUCGAUAUGGGCCGGAACCAGCUCAGGAGCCGCCCCCCGAACCUACUUCUGAAUUAACCGCGGAGCAUUCCCAAUUAUCAACUGUAACGCCUACCUCAACUUCUCAGCCGCAACCAGCUUCAGUAUCAAGCAAAUCUGAUCCAGAUUCGAAUCCGCCGUCCUCUAGCCAAAUUCAUGAGUCGUACUACUCCGCACCUGAGUCACAUAAAAAUGCAUCUCGGAUAUUGAGUGCCACCUCGCCAAUAAGUGAAGAGUCUCUAGAAUCCGGUAAUUAUGGAGUUAAUGAGAAUACCGAGUCAACAAGAGUUAUCAGCAGACGUAUGUCUCCGCAUGGACAAUCGUUAACUCCGUCUAUACCAUCUGCGACCGGAGAAACCGCUUCAAGGACUAACUUUACUUCACAAACAUAUCUACUAUCAGGGAGAAAAUCCAUCAACGAUAGAUCUCCUUCGAUUUUGUCAUCACCUCGUCUUCGUCAUGAAGAGCCAUCACUUGUCGAACAGGAGGAUUCACGAAAUAAAAGCCGUCCUAGGCGGCUGAUGAGACGCCUUGCUCCUGGUAUCGUUCGGUUUAAUAUCGAGGACAGCAUUAAUGAUCGACAACGACGACUGCAAAAGAGGCUGACUAGGACCGCAAGUGAGCUAGAAUCCACCGCAAAGAAGCAAAGGCAAGCCAGCCGGUGUGGCGCGAUUGUGAGAGCUGAGAGAAUGCUCGUUCGUAUCGAAAGCACUACUCAAACUGUUCCAGACGAUUAUAAUGAGAAUGAGAGUAUCAAAAUUGACACUAAAGUUGUCUCAAAAUGGAGAGAGUUCCUGGUUGUAUGUCGCGAGGGAUGCGAAGACGAUACACCAUUUCUUCUACAGUUUUAUAAAACUCGCGUGAUUCCACAGGUCCAAACUUCCGAUAUGAAGAAGAAGUGGUCUUAUGAGAUUCCGAUCGUACGGAGCCAUACCAAAGUGAACCUUUUUUCAACUCUUGAUAAGACAUUAGUAGUCUGGCAUCGAUUUAAACCUGAGACCCAAAUUUUCAUAAUGCGGCCCAGGUCAUCGGCUCAUUCGGUUGAAUGGUAUACAUUUAUCCGUGGCGCCCUCGGGUGGAAACAACCGUCAAUUCUUUUUGUACAUGUUCCUGAUCUCGAUAUUACAUUGCGUUUGGAGAAUCCAUUCGCACAUCUUGGAAUGAAUCAGAACGAAGACGACGAUGUUUGCUCCGCCGUGCUAAGAACAAUGAAGGAGGAAAGAGCUAUUGCCUCGGGCAUUAUAAAAACAUGCCUGAACACUCUAUCGGAAUGCUCCGAAUGGAAUAAGAUACUGGCUAUGUGGGGUAAAUCCGCCAAAAUGGGCCUUGCCUGGCGACGAUACGAUCGCCUGGAAUGGGUUCAAGGGCCAAAUGAGCAGAGAAUGUAUGGAACAAUGGCCAUGCGAACGACUCAUGAGCUGGAGUUGCGCCCCAAACAACAUUAUCCUACAUCGACGACGUUACAAAAAGGGGGCCCCAAGGUUGAAGAGCCGGCACCAACAGAAGGCUUCUUGAUACUCCUCACAUCUCAAAGGGGACGGCAGAGAUUGAUAGGAAAGAAUUUCUUUAAAAGGCUUUACUUUUAUACCCAGGAUCAAUUUCUAUGUUUCUGCAAACCCGGCAAAGCAACUCCCCCGGCCCCCCCCAGUCUUCCUACAAUCACUAGCAGAAACAUUCCCACGUCCGCUGAGAUCAUAAGGGAGACUCCGAUCGUUUAUGAUGUGGACCCUUUCCCCGUAAAUAACGGAAAGGUCACUUGGCUUACCGUGGGACGCAAAGAAUAUGCGAAAAGUCACGAUGCGGAAGCUUUCGCAGAAAACCGUCGAAUUACGAAGAAUGCAGCUAACACUGAGGGCUAUAUUAAUAUGUGCAGAGUAGCAGAAAUACGUCCUGUUUCUUCGCAGACCUCGCAGGAGGAGCAACAUGCUAACGCAGGGGAUGUUGAAUAUCACGGAGAAAGGGGUAAAGCUGUCCAUGGCGCGAGGCACGAAACCAAGGAAGACCGUUCGUUUGAAAUCGUGUUGGAUGAUGGGCUAGUUGUCUUAUUUCGAACCUAUAACAUGCAGACACGACAGGAGUGGAUUAGACGGCUGACCGAGCUUUCGGACUAUUGGAAAGCGCGUACGAAAAAGGAUAUAGCUACUCUAAAGUAUAUCCGUUCUCGGAACCUGAAACGACUUGAAAUCGACGAGGCACAAGAGUCUAUGCUAGGCCAGUUUGCUCAGAAAUGGGAGGUUUCAAGGGCGGAAGCAUCCUCGGAGUUGUUUCACGCAUGUGGGAUGUCGGGGUGCCGGCCCAUAAAGAUGUCUGGGAAUCUAUAUCGCAAACCACGCCGCCAUGGGGCAUUUACACAUUGUAGCGUCUUGCUCAUUGAAGGCCAACUUCUCAUUUUCCAGAGCUCUCUGCGUCGGUGGACAGGCGAGCAAUUCCCCCAUAUAUAUCGUUCGCGACAGGCCGUGCUCGAUCUGCGGGAUUGUUAUAUAUAUAGCGGGAUAAUCACCUCCUCGGACCUCCUAUACCAACAGCAAACGUUCGACAGUAACCUCCCCAGUCAGCUGGAACGGCCAAGGAUGUAUACUCAGGACGGAUGGACAGCCUCCGAUGAAGACAUUGCGACAUGCUUUGUUAUCUGGCAUGCCACAAGAAAGGCCCUGUUUCGAGGUGAACUCACCAAAAAAGGAAAACCUAAAAGGAGCGGAUGGAAACAGGUUUCUGCUCUGGGGGUUCCUGGGAAGGCGAUUGUAUUUAAAGCAAGGAGUAGAGCGGAAAGGGAUUUAUGGGUGCUGGCGAUUGCGACGGAGAUCGAUCGACUGCAGCAGCAGGAGGACUUGAGGAUCGUGAAAUCGCCGUGUAUUUGAAAACCAUCACAUUUUCUGGCGUCCGGAAGCUUGUUUCUACUCGCUCAUUGUGUUUCUAUUCUAUGAGCUAAACCAGCUGAGCUGCUUUAGAGAGAUUUGGAAAUACCCCAGGGGUGAAGUCUCUGUUGAAUUAGCCUGUGUAUUGCCAUUUUUAGGGUUGAGGAUUGCAUUGUAUAUAUAUUUUGUAAUAGCGACUUCAUCAGUCGCACAUCUUUCGGUCGUC